UGGUAGAGGAUUUAAAAGAGAAAGACAAAUAUAUAUACCUCCUACAGCUAAAAGAACAGUUCCAGAAGAACCAGUGACUAUAAAAAAGGUAGGACCUCCAAAAGGUCGUGAGAUAAUUCAGUAUGAAGACAUGUUCAGUAAGAAAUCCACACCAGCUGUUGAAGAGAAGAAGAGUACAGUCAGGCUGACAAAAUCUGCCUCAGAGAGUGUAAUAAGACCUCGGUUACAGCUAAACAGGGGACCACCUAAGGUGGAAGUAAAAGACGCCACUGUAAAGACAUUUGCAGAAAUCAUGGCGGAGAAGAAGAGGAAACGAAUGUUAGCCCAACAAGAAAAACCAUAUACACCAAUAUCAUUUGAUGAUAAAGAAUCGUCACAAGGAAGUAUAUCAGCAGAUGACAGGCUAUCACCUACACCAUCGCAAUCCACAAUAUCAUCCAGCAUUUCUAACGUCUCUAGUCCAGUAAAAACAUUGUCUCAACCACCAAGUGCUUCAAAUACAGAAAAAACGGAAACAAAAUCUCGCUGGAAAAAACGCAAAACGAGCAUUCCAGAAGCUCCUGCACAGGAAAAAAGUGUUACAGAAACUCAGGAAAAUAAAUUUAAUAUCACAAAAGAUAGUAAACAAUCAAGUGAGUCAGAUAUUUUUGUAGUGGAUAAAAGUGAAAAGGUGGAUGAAUCUGGGUUUGACGAAGAGUUUACCUCACUAACAUCUGUAUCACCUGUGAAAACAGAGUCAUCUAUUACUUUUCAUGAAAGUAGAAAAGGGAGAGAAGAGAAGAAAAGCAUAUCGGAGAGUUUUAUGGACUUUGAAGACGAUUUACUCAACAUGGAUGAUGAUGACGACAUAGAUCUCGAACUGGAUGGUGGUGGCAAGGAUACUGAUGAACUAAUGAGAGAAAUUGAUGAAAUGCUCUCAUAAAAUUACAACUUUGUUAAACGAUUAAUGUGAUGUUUAAGCAUUCUAUAAUGACAGUUGCUCACAUGCUAUGACUAAAGUUGGUAUCAUGAGUGAAGACUUGAGUGUAGUGUUUCAAUUGAUGAUAAAGAGAAAGAGAUUGC
Molecule: messenger RNA, 1062 nt
Organism: Ruditapes philippinarum (Manila clam)
Lineage: Eukaryota; Metazoa; Mollusca; Bivalvia; Venerida; Veneridae
Exons: 5
Coding region: 131-922 (263 amino acids)
Source: RefSeq, a predicted model, not a curated record